Molecule: messenger RNA, 5643 nt
Organism: Salmo salar (Atlantic salmon)
Lineage: Eukaryota; Metazoa; Chordata; Actinopteri; Salmoniformes; Salmonidae
Source: RefSeq, a predicted model, not a curated record
ACACACCCUCCUCCGCUCUGUUUUCCCAAGUGCACCAUCUCCCUGCCUCAACUGCCUUGCCUCACAGUGCCCAUGUCUAGGCUGUCUCCCUAAUGCAAACGUGAAUUAACUUCUCAGUAAUGGGGAUCGCUGUGAACCGGGGCGCUCGCGUUUCCACCUAAGCGGAGAGACAGACAGCACGGACGAAUAACAGACUCGACGUCGAUGAAGUGUGCGAUUUAAUAACUGGAGCACCGCGUCCGUUUAUCAUACUCGUGCUUAUAAGCGUUUUUUUUACUGUCAAAAAAGAGCCCCACUCGGCAAGUUAUCGCCAAUAAGACCAGGAUAACAAGUCUGUUAAACCUCUCUACAGACCGACAAAUAGCAAAGUUGAUGACCCAGAAGGAUCUCUUUCUCUUGGCCACUUCGUCACUGUCUUUAAAGACGGAUUAUCCAAACCAUUCAACAAGGAAACUCCUUUCUAUCGAGACCUUGGCUCCUGAAGAAUGAGCAACCAAUGAGUCAUCCUCCAGGCCCCUCGUCUCUCCCUGGCUGGGGAGUCUUCUAGAAGGGGGCCCCUCCUGAUCACCAUGAAAGGGUUAGGAGCCAACCGCAAUCGCUCCGACUCCUGCGACCCCACCCAGGGCCCCCCAGAGCCCCUGUACCCCCACCAGGCCUCCACACUGCCUCGGAGCCCCUACCUUCUCAGCCCCACCAGCAUGGACCACUACGGCACCAUGGACCCGCACCACUACAACCGCUCUGUGGACCACCACUACAAUCAGGGCUCCCUGCCCCCGGACUACUCUCUCCCCCUCAACAACCAGCUGUCCAACAGCAGCACCUUCCCCCGCAUCCAUUACAACGCCAACUACGACCCGUCCGACUUCUCCCCGCCGCAGGGGGACAGCAUCGGGGGCAUUAGCACGGGAACCCUGGGCACCUCCAUGUCCAUGGGCAUGGGGAUGGGCAUAGGGAUGCAUGGCUCGAGUGGCAUGGGGGGCCUGCAGAGCAGCCGGGGGUCCAUGAUCACCAGCGGUUCUGCCACCAUCUCCGGCGGGGCCAAGAUGAACCGGCAGCUGGCGCCUAACUUGCUGGACCAGUUGGACAAGCAGCUGCCUGGGGGGCCCAGAGAUGGCUUCAGCACACUGCAGUUCCACCGAAGCACAUCGGCCGCCCUCUCCGCCGCCUCCAAGCAGCGCACCGACAGCCCUGGGCGCAUCCGUAACCUGGUGUGCUCCGUCCAGAAGCUCUUCGCCAAGUCACAGUCCAUGGAUGGCCACAACCUCAAGGGUGUCAACGGGCGUUCGGGGGCAGGAAGUGGCAGCGGCGGGACCUCAUCCGGGACCGAGGACGGUGGGAAGCGGGACCAGCGAGCAAAGAGCAAAGACCGGGGCGGGUCCAAGUCAGACGGGGGCGGGACGGGCAAGCGGCGGCCACGCUCCAACAUGUCGGGCUACUGGAGCUCGGACGACCUGGACAGUGCGGACCUCAGCAACUACCGCAACCCCAUAGCCAUGACACUGGGACGACCCACACCGCAUGCCACCCAGCACGCCACCCACGGUACUGCCUACGAUUCCCAGCAGGGGGCACUACAGCAGCAGCAGGGGCAGCAGAGCCGCUACGUGGUCCACAGCGGAUACAACACCAUCAGCUCAUCCAAGAGCAACAACGAGGUCAUAAAGUACCAACAGGCACUGCCAGGACCCGGGGGCGGAGGUGGGGGCGGAGGAGGAGGUGGAGGUGGGAUCAGCAUGGGGGUGAACAGUAAUGACUUUAUGAAGGGGGGUUCGUGGUCGACGCUGACCCUGGGUCAGCCCAGACAGGUGCUGCAGAAGGGCCACUCGGCCACCCUGGACCGGUCCAUGCUCAAGUCCAAGUCAUGCCAGCAGGAGCUGGCCUGCCACUACCUGCAAGUGGGCCGACAGGGGGACUGGAGUAACACGCUGGGUCGGAGCGGUGGAGGAGCCGGAGCCAACGAGAUCCCAUGCAGGCGCAUGCGGAGUGGCAGCUACGUGAAGGCCAUGGGUGACCUGGAGGACAGCGACGACUCAGACGGCAGCAUCAAGCCCUCGCCCAAAAUGGCCGCCCGCCGCCAGAGCUACCUCAGGGCCACCCAGCAGUCUCUGAGCGACCAGCUACCGUCACGCAAGAGCAGCAGAGCCCUGGAUUACGCCAUGCUGCAGGGGGAGCUGGAGGCACUGUGGUCUCCUCUGCACAGUGUGUCCUCUCUGCACCAACUGGGCAGCUGUCUUCCCUCUCUGAGAGAGCUGUCCACCAACCGUAGCCUGGACAACCUGGACUGUCUGGGGGGUCCGGUGGGGGGCUCCCUGUUCCCCCGCUGGGAUGAUGAGGACUUCAGCCAGGGUGGCGGCUGCAGCACCCUGGGCAGGAGCAGCUGCAUUGGCCAGCUACGAGACCUGGAGAUGUUGAGCCAACGCUACGAGGAUAGCUGCCCCGAGUCGUCGUUCCGAGAUUCCCACACACUCUCACGCUCCCAUUCCCAGGCAGUGGAGCCUCAAGAUCUACCCAUGCCCACGUGCUUCCGAUCUCGUAGCCAUAGCUACCUGCGGGCCAUCCAGGCCGGAUGCUCGCAGGAUGACGACACUGCUUCUGUGGACUCGGAUUCGCCGCCGCCAACCGCCACUACUGUUCGUACCUACAGCACCAGCACUGUCUCCACAUGCAUCACCACCUGUAAGAAGCCGGCGCCCCCGCCCGUGCCGCCCCGCACCACCUCCAAGCCCUACAUCUCUGUGACGGUGCAGAGCAGCACUGAGUCGGCCCAGGACACCUACCUGGAUCACCAGUCUGAGCGUGACCGCCGCAGCGAGACCAUCACCAGCCAGUCUAGCCAGGCACACAGCAAUUCCUCCGACAGCCUCGACAGCAUGCGCGCCAACAGCCUGGCUCGGGGUGUCCCUCGGCCUAUCCCCAUGCCCGUCGCCACCCACCGGGAACCCCUCGCCACCACUGUCCACCACGCCACCACCGGGACUGACACCAAUGACUCCCAGCAUGAACCCCUGAGGUCAGGCACCAACAGAGGGAGCCUGACAACAGAGGAGCCACGAGUGGACAUCGUGCCCCGGAGAAAGCUCUCCUCCAUAGGGAUACAGGUUGACUGCAUUCAGGAGGAAGUCCAGCGAGAGGAGACACCGCCACCGCCAUUGGCCAGAUUCCAGUCAAUCGGAAUCCAGGCGGACGACGGCUGGCACAGUCGCUCCAGUAGCAUGGCCUCCAAGCAGGAGACAGACUCUGACACACAGGACCUUCCCAUCAACUCGCACGCCAACUCCCACGCCAAGCCCGCCGCCGAGAAGAAGAGCAUGGUCAACAGCGCCUGCCAAUCCAUGGCCUCGCCCCCGUGCAGCGGCCAGGUCAGCAAGGGCAACGGAUCAAAUCCCACCGUUGACACCAGUACGUCGCCACCUCCGCUUCGACAGAUCCUCAACCGCUCCACCACACGGUCCGACUCCUCCGACUCCUUCUCCGAGAGCAUGGACCCGGCCCUGGACCCCUCAUCCCUGCCCCCUCCGGACCCCUGGCUGGAGAGCGGGAACGGAAAUAGCGGCAGCGGGAACCCUAACGCGGUGCCCCCUCCAGGCCCUGCCUGCCGGCGGGAUGGCCACUGGUUCCUCAAGCUGCUGCAGGCGGAGACGGGCCGCAUGGAAGGCUGGUGCCAGCAGAUGGAGCAAGAGACCAAAGACAACCAGCUCUCAGAGGAGGUGUUGGGGAAGGUCCGCAGUGCCGUGGGCAGUGCUCAGCUCCUCAUGACCAAGAAAUUUGAGCAGUUCAGAGGGCUGUGUGAACAAAACUUGAAUGUGAACGCCAACCCGCGGCCCACAGCCCAGGACCUGGCGGGCUUCUGGGACCUGCUGCAGCUCUCCAUCGAGGACAUCAGCCUCAAAUUCGACGAGCUCUACCAACUCAAGUCCAGCGACUGGCAGUCCCCUGCCGUGGCCCACUCGCCCCCCGAGCGGAAGGAGGACAAGAAAGAGCCUCCUCCUCCAGUGCCAAAGAAGCCCGGUAAGGCGAGGCCGGUGCUGGGCCGCGAGAAGAGCGCCGACUCAGCCUCGUCCACCUCUUCGGCGGAGAAGCAACGGACGGAGGCCCGCAAGCGCCUACUGGCUGCCAAGAGGGCCGCCUCGGUCCGACAGAACUCGGCCACGGAGAGCGCCGACAGCAUCGAGAUCUAUGUCCCUGAGGCCCAGACUCGCCUCUGAGAGAGAGAGAGAGAAACUGGGAUGGAGGAAGGGAUGAUGGCGGAGGGAGAGAGGGAUGGUUGGGGUCUUCUCACCACACACAGGGUAGGCUGGUCUUAGUGGCCGCCAGUCUACAGUAGAUGGAGUGAGAAACAAAGAGAGAGAGAGAACUUUUGGGCUGUAGACUAUAUGGGGAAGGCUUGUCUCCUCUCACGAGGCUGCAAUGGAAAAACCUAAACCACAGCCUUUCUUACUAUUUUUAUAACUUUUUGGGGGUUAUUUUUAUUAGGAUCUCCAUUAGCUCUUGCGAAAGCAGCAGCUACUCUUCCUGGGGUCCACACAAAACAUGAAACACGACAUAAUACAGAACAUUAAUAGACAAGAACAGCAUACAUUUAAAACGUCGCACACAGCCUACAUACCAGUACAUACACACAAAACUCUUGAGUAUUACGCAAAUUAUGAAAAAAUUGUUAUCGAUGAUGGUAUUAUUAUUAUCUCCUAAAGAAACUAUAUCAAGACUAUUUUAGAUGUACCUGUAACUUGGCUAUAAGAGAUCUAAUAUGCGGACAGAGUAAGCGUUUGUGCUUUCCAAUGCCCCUCCCUCUCCCUUGCCUUGGCCAACCUAUAGUUUGCACAACACCACCAUGUGGUCAAACGUACACACACUUAUUCAGAGGAGUGCACACACACACACACACACACACACACACACACACACACACACACACACGCGCGCAUUAGACCCACAGCUAUCUAUGUCUUCCUGGUGCUUUUUGUUUUCAUUGUUUUUAUCUGUUUUGUAUGAGCCCUUGCCUGCAGUUCUAGAUACGUGAGCAGUUUCAGAGAGCAGGGCACUGAAAACUGAAUUAGGAAAUAGAGGAUUGGGGUAUUUAAUGUCAAAUAUCACAACUUUAUAUAAGUGAGAUCUAUUGAAAACAUAAUGUAUGUUUUUGUCCAACCUUUUUAAAGAUAUAUAUGAAAAAACAAUCGGUACUUUAUAACUGACUCAAACUACACUCACACAUCAGUAUUUACUGGAAUAACGUUUGAAGAUCCUACUUUUCCAUUGAGAUGAUAUUGUUUUCUGCCAUUUUUGGUCUGAGGAUGUAUUCAUCAGCCAAUGUCCACAGUCCUAUGACAAUGGCCGCACUUUGCACUCGCAUGUGUCUCCAUUGGUCUGUGAACAGGGGAAAAAACAGACUGAAACCUGGUGGAAACACUCAUUUAAUUUUCCAUUGCAAAAUGUUUCGCUACGUUGUUCCCUAAUGAAUACAACCAUGGUGUAGGUAUAUCAGAUCAAUUGAAUAUAAUUCAGGUUUUGUGGAAAACUUGCACAUAGAGGGGUUAGACAGGACCACCAUUGAGAACUGUCCCACUGGGCAAAAUGUGCUUGAGUUUGUAUUGUUUCCUUGUUAUUUCAGGAUGCUUUUAACAACGUUAUCAUGUUGCAUCA